Messenger RNA from Saccharomyces mikatae IFO 1815, 1614 nucleotides. RefSeq names its product aminopeptidase Y (gene APE3). Bases 1 to 1614 code for a protein of 537 amino acids. The transcript has a single exon. NCBI's taxonomy places the organism in Eukaryota, Fungi, Ascomycota, Saccharomycetes, Saccharomycetales, Saccharomycetaceae. The record is from RefSeq and is a predicted model, not a curated record. Gene Ontology annotation, molecular function: aminopeptidase activity; metalloexopeptidase activity. Gene Ontology annotation, biological process: proteolysis.
AUGCACUUUUCUUUGAAGCAAUUGGCUAUAGCUGCAUUUUAUGCUACUAAUCUAGGUUCUGCCUAUGUCAUUCCUCAAUUCUUCCAGGAAGCCUUUCAACAAGAAGAACCACUUGAGAAUUAUCUCCCACAACUAAACGACGAUGAAAACUCUAUUGUUGAUGCUAACAUCCCUAAGCCACAUAUUCCUUACUUCAUGAAACCCCACGUGGAGAGUGAAAAAUUGCAGGAUAAAAUUAAGGUGGACGAUUUGAAUGCCACUGCUUGGGACCUCUAUCACCUGGCCAACUAUUCCACUCCAGAGUACGGCCACCCUACCCGUGUCAUUGGGUCCAAGGGUCAUAACAAGACAAUGGAGUACAUCUUGAAUGCCUUCGAUGACAUGCAAGACUACUAUGACGUCUCUUUGCAACAAUUUGACGCUCUAUCCGGUAAGAUAAUCUCUUUCAACCUUUCUGACGUUGAAACCGGCCAAAGCUUUGCUAACACUACGGCUUUCGCACUGUCUCCACCUGUGGACGGGUUUAUUGGUAAACUAGUGGAAAUCCCUAACCUGGGCUGUGAAGAGAAAGAUUACGCUUCUGUAGUCCCACCAGGCCGUAACGAAAAGCAAAUUGCUCUCAUUGAAAGAGGUAAAUGUCCCUUCGGUGACAAAAGUAACUUGGCCGGUAAGUUCGGUUUCACUGCUGUAGUCAUUUACGACAACGAACCUGAUUCUAAAGAGGGACUUCACGGUACUUUGGGCGAACCUACCAAGCAUACCGUUGCUACCGUCGGUGUCCCCCAUGAAGUCGGUAAAGAACUUAUUGCUAAUAUCGCAUUGAACAUCAAUUAUUCCUUGUAUUUUGCUAUGGACUCUUACGUGGAAUGGAUCAAGACCCAAAAUAUCAUUGCUGACACAAAGCACGGUGAUCCUGAUAAUAUUGUUGCCCUUGGUGCUCAUUCGGAUUCUGUUGAAGAGGGACCAGGCAUCAACGAUGAUGGUUCCGGUACCAUUUCACUAUUGAACGUCGCCAAGCAAUUGACUCAUUUUAAGAUCAAUAACAAGGUCCGUUUUGCAUGGUGGGCUGCCGAAGAAGAGGGUCUAUUAGGUUCCAACUUCUAUGCUUACAAUUUAACUAAAGAAGAAAACUCUAAGAUCAGAGUUUUUAUGGAUUACGACAUGAUGGCCUCUCCAAACUACGAAUAUGAAAUUUAUGAUGCAAACAACAAGGAAAACCCUAAGGGAUCCGAAGAGUUGAAAAACUUGUACAUAAAAUACUAUAAGGAUCACCAUUUGAACUACACUUUGGUUCCAUUUGACGGUAGAUCCGAUUAUGUCGGAUUUAUCAACAACGGCAUCCCAGCUGGUGGUAUUGCCACUGGUGCCGAAAAGAACAAUGUUGACAACGGAAAGGUUUUAGACAGAUGCUACCAUCAAUUGUGUGACGAUGUCUCUAACCUAUCUUGGGAAGCUUUCAUUACAAACACUAAGUUAAUCGCACACUCUGUGGCUACCUAUGCUGACUCGUUUAAGGGUUUCCCAAAAAGAGAAACUCACAAACACGAAGAGGUGGAUGCAUCGACAGUUCGACAACCACAAUUUAAGUACAGAGCUGACUUCUUGAUUAUUUAA